Neocloeon triangulifer is the source of this 2083-nucleotide messenger RNA. It is a transcript of the gene Scgalpha, whose product is annotated as alpha-sarcoglycan. The transcript is spliced from 10 exons. Gene Ontology annotation, cellular component: sarcoglycan complex. The record is from RefSeq and is a predicted model, not a curated record. NCBI's taxonomy places the organism in Eukaryota, Metazoa, Arthropoda, Insecta, Ephemeroptera, Baetidae. The coding region runs from base 304 to 1644 and encodes 446 amino acids.
UGCGCGCACCCCUUUGGAGUUCUGCCAUCAAUACAUCGAGUUGAGAGAGCAGAGGAUAUUUUAUUUAUAAAUCCUCACGCACAAGCACAGCACAAUUUUUGAGUUUUUAGAGAAGAAGUUUUUCCUCGCCCAGACGCUUCUCGAUUGCGGUUUGUCGCGAGAUUCUGCUGCUUCCUAUAAUAUAUGGUGUGAGAUUUAUAUUCUACUUGAGAGAUAUUAUGCUUUAUUGAUUGGCGCACUCUCGACUAUUGUCAAACCGCGGCACGCCAAGAAGAUUAUUCCGUCAGCUGCAGUUAACUCAAAAUGACGUCGAACACAAUUUUGAGCCGAUGCAUUUUGCUCCUCGUCCUCGGUUUCGGAUUUUCCUCAAACGCCGAAUAUGUGCACAUGACCGAGGUAUUCGUCCUGCCAAUCGAGCCCUCCAUGUUCAACUGGACCCUUCACGGAGCGAAAAUUCGCGAUCAGUACGAAUAUCGUCCAACGCAGAUCAACUCUCCAGACCUGCCGACUUGGAUAAACUUUGUCUACAGCUCCAGACACCAACAGGGCUUUUUGUUCGGCGUCCCUCCUCAAUGGCCAGACGCAAAACAAAUCGAGAUCGAGAUUGUUGCUCUGAACAAAGAAACUUACGAAACUAGAAGAAGAGUGGUGCCGCUUUUCGUCAAACAGAAACAAUCUCCUGCUCAAUACGAAGUGCAGCUGAAAAUUCACAAUUUAAACGUCGAAGACCUUUUCGAGGCUCACAGGCAGAAUCGAUUGCUGGACAUCUUCAAGCAAAAACUGUGGACCGCAAGUGCAGAUGAUUUGCAUAUCACUAUGUUGGCGUCUGCGGUUCAACUCGGGGCGAGACUGCCCUUAAGACCUACCGAAGGCGAGGGGGUCGUUCUCAAGUUGGGAAGCGCAAAGGAGUUCUCCGCGGCCCUGAGAGAACUUCAAAAGGAGGUGAAACCGCUGUGGAAAAUGAGCUCGUGCCCGCGAGACUACAAAAGAACGAGUGUCGAGAGGAUUUUCCGAGAUCAGAGAUUUGCGCUCGACUGGUGUUCAUUCAAACUGCAAGAAAAUUUGGUGACGAAAAUUUACACCCCCGCGUCAGACGACGAGUACAGCGAUUACACAAACGCGUUUGUUGAUGAGAAUGAUGUGUGGGACGCUCCACCGUCGAGGGAAAACGUCCCAACCAGAAGCUACACAUUUGAAUUUGUCGUGACCAUCAUUGUGCCCAUGGUGGUCCUCAUUUUGCUUGUCAUUCUCAUCUCAUUCAUCCUCUGCUUCCACCACGAGGGAAUGGCUGACGAUGGCUCAGAGGAAUUUUUCAACUCAAUAUUUAGCAUUUGUGAAGAUUACUGGAGAAGUAAGCGCAACGAAGAGGGCUGUGAGAGGGUGCAGAUGCUGCAGUACACCCCUGUGCACCACCAAAACGAGCAACCCCUCCAAAGCACCCUGCGACGCGUUCCCAGCCCCACCCCCGAACAACCUUUUGCCCAAAGGUCGAUGACCACAAGUCCGGCCAGUUCUUUACAGAGAAGCACAAGCCCAAGAAUGCUCGACGAGGACGCACAAUACACUCGACCAAACCCACCCCCGUACGUUGGAAUUUACAACAAUAAUAACCACAGCUCAGAAUACGCGCAGUCCGAUUUCUGACCAACGGCCGAGCCCGGAAAGCUUUGGUAUUGCUGAACAAGGAAAAGGAAAUUGGGCCGGACAAGAAAAUCUGCAGAGAUUUAAUACGAGAUAAAAAAAACCUAGUCAUUUCAAAAUUAACAAAACUGCGUUAGGCCGUAUAGAGCAAUAACAGUGAUUAACUUGUUGAUUUUGUCAGUUAGAUCUUUAAAAAAUAAUUCAGAUCAUCGCCUUUUCAGAGCUUCAAUGUGAUGUAUCUCAUAAUUAAUUAAUUAAUCAAGUGAAAAUUGCUAAAUGUUGCCAUAUCAGUGUUAAUAACCAUGUAUAUUAAUCAAGACAAGUACUUAACCACAAAUACUCAAAAGCAUUUUAAUCAGGUAACAACCGUUCAUUUAUUCAACUGAAUGUGAACAUUAUCCAACCAAUAAAUAAGAUGGUAAAAGUAUUAUCAGCUGUUAUC